Molecule: messenger RNA, 1695 nt
Organism: Desarmillaria tabescens
Lineage: Eukaryota; Fungi; Basidiomycota; Agaricomycetes; Agaricales; Physalacriaceae
Product: kinase-like domain-containing protein
Exons: 6
Coding region: 1-1572 (523 amino acids)
Biological process (GO): peptidyl-threonine phosphorylation; peptidyl-serine phosphorylation
Molecular function (GO): ATP binding; protein serine/threonine kinase activity
Source: RefSeq, a predicted model, not a curated record
AUGUCGCGAGUCGUCCGUCUCAGAGGCAACGAAGGCCAGGGGAUUCGUAUUAUAACUGAAGGCGCCGACCGCAAAGUUACCCCUCGACCAGCCCACGGCGAAGAGCUCCUCAGUGUACCCAUUCCUUAUGGACCCGACUUCCUUAAUGUACGCAUCGGCCAGGUGAUUCCACGAGAAGAUGAGACGACGUUUCGAGUGGACCAUAACGACUACUUGAGUGUCAAGAUACUCCACAAGUUGGGCAUUGGGCACCACGCCAGUGUUUGGCUUGGGCGUUCGGACCAGUGGAAGAACGAGAACGGGAGUCAGUAUUUCGCUGUCAAGGUCUUUUCAAUACAGGGCUCCCUUGAUGUCGGGCAGCACGAACUGAGAAGGCACGAGAUAAUGAAGAGGAAAACGGGCAGUCAUCCAGGAUCGCGACACAUUGCCCUCAAUUGCUGGAGCGUGGUGUUGGCGGAACCGUUCAGUCGCCUCGUCUCUGUCAUGGACCUUUGUGGGGCGUGCCUCACUCAGUUGCAUCUCCUAGGCGACCAGGGAACAAAACAACGAUGGCCCGUAAAUGUAUGGCAGAAACUUUUUCGUGACAUGCUGCUCGCUCUCGAUUUUCUUCACUCCGGGUGCGGCCUUGUCCAUGGAGAUAUCAAGGGGGACGACAUAUUGGCAGACAAUGCAUUGGAUGACGACCAGUUAAAGGAAUUGUUGGACAAGGAACCGAUUGAGUUCGGCGAAUCGACAACGUUUCGUGACAACUUGUACAACCGCGAUUUCAAGGAUACCUCCAGCGUGUACCACAAGGUUCAGCAACCCAUGCAAAUGCCUUUAAUGACGCAAUUGGAUCCUUCUAUGAGCUUCAAAUUAUGUGAUUUCGGGGCUUGCCACCCCAUCUAUAAGGAUAGUCCUACAUCCGUUCCCACCACAUCCCUGCGUCGUCGAGCCCCAGAACUCGUUCUAGGUCUUCCUUGGGACGAGAAAAUCGAUAUUUGGACACUGGGAAUUAUAGCAAGUCCUAUAACUUUUAUAUUCAUACAAGAUCACUCACAUGCGGUUCAGAUGCUUGAGACCCUAACGUAUAGGCCCGUAUUCCGCGGACCGUUCGAUAGAUUCCAAUCGUUUACAAACAAAAAGACCAUGGAAGAGGCAGAAAAGUAUAAUGUCCAGGACCAUCUCUUUGCCAUGACGCUUUUCAGCGGAGAGGACAAACAGUUUCCCCGGUGGAUGAUUGAGGCGUCACCCAAGGGUAAGGAGUAUUUCAGUGCUGACGGGAAGCUGAAAUCCGGAUCCUGGAAAUCUGUGCUCCCGGAGGAGCUUGUACAGACCGUCCAACACAUGACGAAAAAUGUGAUAGCGACAGAGAUCGUCGGCCACGAAAUUCUGUCUACUCAGGCCCUCAUGGUCGGCGUGGAUAAAGACUUGGUGGGGAUCAUCGAACAGUGCUUUACGUUGGAUCCUAAGGAGAGCCCGAGUGCAAAGGAGUUGUUACAGCAUGACUUCUUCAAGCGUUCUGUUAAUGAUGAUGGUGACGGUGACGGUUUUAUCCAUCACCUUGUAUCCAGGGCAGAAGGCUCUGAGUGAAUUCGAUGUGGUUGUUUCUCUAAUCCUCCAUACCUUGAACCCGUACUUUGAACAAGACGCCCUUCAUCCUAUGUUACAACCUGUCCGUAAACAGAAGUGAAUUAACAAGCAUGGAUUUUGAAG